CUAAUGGCGAAAUGGAAAAUGGCCCAUCAAACCAGGAUGUUUUCCCGGAGGAGAUGCAAAACCUGUCACGGCAGAGAUCUCUGAAAGAACAAGAGGAGGAACUGGUCGAGGGCAUGAUGUCCGGCUGGACGAGCAAUGGUACGAGCCGGAACCGCGAGCAGCGGCGGUCCAAGGGGAAAGAGCACUGCGCCCACGCGGCGAUGCUGUCGAAGGAGCAGGCGGAACAUAGCGCGGAGUUGGAGCAUUCGUUAGAAGAAAUGCGCGAAAAUCUGGACAACGCCCGGAGGCAGAAGCGCUCGAAAUCCAAGGAGCAUUGCGUCGACGCCCAAAGGCUGAGCAAGGAUUUAAGCAGCAAGGAUUCUACGAUGAAUCGCGAAUUGGAACAGUUGAGGCGCGAAGUGUCGUCAAGUAUUGUCGAUUUGUUUACGGGCCGUACCUCCACUUGUGUUAGUUGCAAAUUGCAUUUUUGCUUGUGCCUCUUGCACUGUGCCGACACGGACACAAACUCAAAGCUAUGCGAAUGAAAUUUUCCGAACGACAGGUCGCGAAAACAGCCGCGCCGAGCAAGGAUCCAACGGGAAACUGCAAACAAGGAAGAAUAAAAUCAUUUGCAAACAGCAGAACCGCGUUUUGCACCCGAAGCUACCGGAUCAGGAGAUUCCGCAAUCCGCUCCGACCGUGAGCUCCUUCAUCGCCGAGCACAACAAAACCGAAGAUGACAAGUGGUGCGAAAACGUGUUGCAAGUAGACCACACAGGACAACUACCGGAUGACAGCGCGACCGGAGAGGAGGAUGCCGAGAUCGCUGAUCGGUACUCAUGAUGUACUUCUAAAUGUACAUUUUGUCUAGUGCUGGGAGAUGCACGAAAGGAGAUCCGGAAUAGGGGAAGGGCCCGUGGUGCCGUUGGUCGGGGAGGUGCCACAACAUGAAUGAAAUAACUGCACUCACUACAAGAACCAAAUCAAUUUGCAUUCAACAGGUACUGCAUGUCCAUGUCUAUGGACGCAAAGGAGUGGAAAAAGCGGGACGCAGAGAUGAAGCGAAAUCCGGUGGAAGAGUGGAAACUGAAGCAGAAACUGAACCUCGAGUUGGACCCGAAGCAACUUGGCAGGAAUGUGGAGGACACGGUGUGUGACUUCAAGAAAAAGAAACAGAACAAAACAGGAAAACUCAUGUCCAUGUCGAAAAAUAACGGCUUAAAGGCGAAGAAAAGGCACGAGCAGGAGCAUCAGUCUUUACCUCCCCGUGCAGCUGCGCAAACGAGUACCACCGGGAAAAUCACCACGCUGCUCGAAACAUCUACUUCGGACAUUUUCAGCACUACAUCUCCGGUCGUUAGCAAGGGCAGCAAAAAUAAAUCGUCCAAGACCAAAUCCGCGUACUUGGCCUCGACCGGGGUGGACACUAGUGCUGUGGGAAACAAGAAGAAAAAGAAAAAAACUAAAAUGCUGGACUCCAUGCGGGACCGGGCCUCGGAUUUGAACACAAGUUUCACAUUUUCCGAGGCAGAAAGGUCCACAGACUGGGACGAGAAGAAGGAGCUCGGGGCAUCCAAGAAAAAAACUUUGCUAGUGUAAAUUUGUGAUGCGGAACAUACAAGAUGAUUGCGUCUGUCAUGCUGGGCAUGCAUUGUAGGGUCCACUAAAGGGCGUUUUCCCGUACUAUCUGCGCAUGACAGGUUUUUGCUGUCAUGCCAGACAAAUUUGUAGUGCUGUUCCUCCAAAAAAGUUACACCUACAAUGUUUUUUUCUUGGAUACGGGGACAGCGUUGUGUACUCCUACCAGCUGGCGGCACAGAUGUUCUACUUGCUGGCGCAGGUGGAU
Messenger RNA from Amoebophrya sp. A120, 1825 nucleotides. The record is from the annotation of a GenBank genome assembly. Lineage: Eukaryota; Dinophyceae; Syndiniales; Amoebophryaceae.